CUUCGUUAAAGGGUGCAGUCGAAUCAGGAAAAGAUCCUUCUCAUUUCCGCAUUUGCUCCGUGGUGCGCAGUUGGGUUUUCUCUCCGGUUGGACUCCAAAGGAAGAAUGUUGGUCGGGUCGCGCUUGAAGACAGCGGCGGCGCUGUGCGCGCUGCUGGCCGUGGCUCUGCAGCCGAGCGUCUCCAGCGCGGGCGUGGAGCCCAAUUUCCGACAGUCCAUCGUCUCCAUGGACGUGCCCGAGGGCGGGGAGGACUCUCAUGACGAUCCCACGGACGCUCCGCCCGCGCCUCCCGCUCCCGAGGCGCCUACGGACGCGCCGACACCUAAGCCGAAGUCUGAUUCGGGUCCGCACGACACUGAAGACCGGCCAGACUACGAGUGGUACUGGAAGCACGGCGAGGCCUCCAUGUUCGCGCAGGACAGCGGCAUCUUCAAGUCGUUCACGCCUAAUGACACGGACAUGACCUGCUCGUUGGACACGCACGCCACGCCCUUCAACAGCCAGGUGCGCGGUGUCAACCUGGGCGGCUGGCUCGUCCUGGAGCCGUGGAUCACGCCCACGCUCUUCUACCAGUUCCUCAACACCCAGCAGAGAUUUGGUGACAAGGCUCCGGAGAAGACGGCGAUGGACAUGUACACGUUCUGCACGGCGCUUGGCAAGGAGGAAGCUAACCGCCAGUUGCGUAUCCACUACGACAACUGGGUCACGGAGAAGGAUAUUGCUGAGCUUGCGGCUGCAGGCAUCAACUCGCUGCGUGUGCCGGUCGGUGACUGGAUGUUCAACCCUUACGAGCCGUUCGCUGGCUGCACUGACGGCGCUGUGGACGCGCUGGACCGCGUGGCGGACUUGGCCCUCAAGUACGGUCUUGAGAUCCUUCUGGAUAUCCACGGCUUGAUCGGCUCGCAGAACGGCUUCGACAACAGUGGCAAGUCGUCAAAUGUCAAGUGGACGUCCAUUGCCAGUACGCAGCCUGUGGGCACCACUACGUUCGAGCACUGGCCUAUCCGUCAAGCUGAAUGGGCUGGUACUUUUGACGUGGAGAACCACAACUACUCGAGCAUCAACUACGCCAAUCUGAACCACUCCAUUGUAGCUGUAGAAGCUAUCAUCAACCGCUACAAGGAUAACAAGGCCAUCAUGGGUCUGGAGCCUGUGAACGAGCCGUGGGAGCUCACCCCUAUUAAGGUGUUGAAGCAGUAUUACUGGAAGUCAUACAAGCGCGUGAAGGUUCUUGCUCCUUCGUGGAAGUUCGUCAUCCACGACUCGUUCCGCUUCGGUCUGCAGUUCUGGGCCAAGUUCCUCAAGGGCUGCCCCGAUAUCGCUCUAGAUACGCACAUCUACCAGGCCUGGAACCCUCCUGGAACCGUUGCAGACUUCUUCUCCAACGCCUGUCAGCAGAAAUAUGUCAUCAGUGACAUGGAGAACGCCAUGAUGCCUGUUAUUGUCGGUGAGUGGUCUGUUGGCACGGACAACUGCGCCAUGUGGCUGAACGGCUUCAACGACAACCUGCCGGGCUUCCCCAAGGUGCAAUGCCACAUGAUUGACUGCCCCAUCAACAGUACGUACCUCGGUGACGGCUUCCCCGGCACUCCGUUGGACAAGACCAAGCCGAUCCAGGGCCCGUACGGCACGGGUAUGUCGGGUCCGUCCUUUGGCAAAUGCCCCAUUACCAGUAAGGAUUCUUUCAACCAAGACGACGACGCUGCGUUGACCAAGUCGCUGACUCUGAAGAAGUUGAAUGGCUUUGCCAAUGGCCACGGCUGGUACUUCUGGAACUUCAAGACGGAGUUUGCUACCAAGUGGAGCUUCCUGGACCUGGUGCGUCUCGGUGCGUUCCCCAAGAACGUGUCGGACUACCACGAGAGCGAUGGAGUGGAGAGAGCGUGCAUGAAGGAAGACAGAGGAGAGUUUGUCUGCCGUGCCAAGCGCGGAGUCAAGGAGUUCGAGCUCAAGAGCGGCCUCGCGUUUGCUUGCAACUUCCCGGAGAUCGACUGCUCGGACAUUAAGACGCGGUUCCUCACCCUGGAGGAGCAGUGCGACUGGGCUUUCAACGAGUACUGGCACCUCAACCGCCAGAAGGGCGCGACCUGCGAUUUCGGUGGCGCCGGUCAUCUCCUGACUGAGCCGGGUGCUGCCCCCACGAAGCUUCCUGAGCCUGUGCCUGUCCCGCUCCACAAGGUCAAGGAGGAGAAGCCAGGCCACUUGCUCGUGUCGGUGGCCAAGUGGAGCAUCGCUGCUAUCCUGGGCGUCAUUGCGCUCGCUCUGGCGGCGAUUGCCGGUGCGAUCUUUGCAGUCGUCCGCUGGCGCCAGACCCGUAUGCGCCGCCACUACUCGCCUAUUGGCGGCAACCGCGCUUAAGUAAACCCAACUUAUCAUUGGUGUUCAUGACAGUGACACGAAGUGAACAAGCGCUGGAACGAGAGUAGCAAGUGUAGGGAAAGCGUAAGAUUGCUACUGGUAACGUCAAUUAAAGUUGAAAAUUAUCAACUGUACAAACGUUUUGUGUCACUUC
This is a messenger RNA of Phytophthora nicotianae INRA-310, 2512 nucleotides long. RefSeq lists its product as hypothetical. Gene Ontology annotation, cellular component: extracellular region; cell surface. NCBI's taxonomy places the organism in Eukaryota, Oomycota, Peronosporomycetes, Peronosporales, Peronosporaceae. The transcript has a single exon. The record is from RefSeq and is a predicted model, not a curated record. Gene Ontology annotation, biological process: glucan catabolic process. The coding region runs from base 106 to 2358 and encodes 750 amino acids. Gene Ontology annotation, molecular function: beta-glucosidase activity.